GUCCUGUAGAUGACUUCAUAAUGUGGAUGAUUUAACAUCUCUUCCAACCGGCAUCUCUUUCAUAUACCAAAAAAAAUCGUGUCUAGUGUGAUUUGAAGUUGUGUAAUCUAUCAGAUGAAGUUUUCUCGCAAGCAUCCUCUUUUCCUCUCCCUAUGUGCAUUUCUAUUGCCAAAACACACGGUCGCUGCACAGAAUGGACCCGAAAGAGAAGUUUCAGCCAAGUUGUUCGAAUCCCUUGAGGAGUCCUCUCGCCUCGUCGAUAUUGCAUACUGUAUCGGUUCAACGGGAGUACAUAAGCCAUUCGAAUGCCUCAGUCGGUGUCAGGAGUUCGAAGGGUUCGAGUUGAUAACGACGUGGAACACUGGUCCUCUUCUCUCCGAUUCAUGCGGGUACAUCGCCAUCUCUCACCCCCCGUACCCGAAACGAAUCAUCGUUGCAUUCCGAGGCACUUAUUCCGUUACCAACACGAUCAUCGAUCUCUCGGCGUACCCGCAGAGAUAUGUUCCUUACAUACCAGACGACAAUGAAGGAGGAGGUGACGACCCACGGGAGAAGGCAAAAUGCACCAACUGUACGGUCCAUGCCGGGUUCAUGACGACAUGGCAGAACACGCGGUCAACCGUUCUACCGGCCGUGGAAACUGCGCGAAAGCAGCACCCAGACUAUGAGAUUGUCUUGAUCGGGCAUUCGCUCGGUGGAGCUGUUGCCGCGCUGGCAGGGCUAGAGUUCCAGUUGAAAGGGUGGAGCCCACAAGUGACGACGUUUGGAGAGCCGAAACUUGGAAACAGAGCCUUUGUAAACUUGCUGGACGAGGCAUUUAGCGUGAAUGUGGACCAGUCUCUGCUUCCGAGAGAAGAAGAAGAAGAAGAAGAAGAACUCCCUCGCUUUCGUCGGGUCACACACGCCAACGAUCCAGUGCCCCUGCUCCCUCUUGAUGAAUGGGGGUACGAGACUCACGCGGGGGAAAUUUUCAUCUCCAAGCCGGACCUUCCACCAGGUCGAACGGACCUGGAACGGUGCGAGGGGAACCGUGAUCUUCGAUGCAUCGAAGGAGCUAGUUAUGGCAGCAAUGCCGUUAAUAUAGCUGGAGGACAGACCGUUCUGUCCGAACAGCCCCGUCGCCAGAGAAUAGACGGGGCUGGCUUGAUUCCGGCCCGGUUCAGAUUGUGGGAGCUCUUCUUCGCUCAUCGCGAUUACUUUUGGCGUCUUGGGUUAUGUGUUCCUGGGGGGGAUCCGACGGGACUCAAGUUUAAGGCGGAUUGAGAAUCAUGUCUUUUAUAUAUAGUUAAUGAUCAAGUCAUGAAGUUAUGACGAAAUGAUACAAUGCAGAUAAAUCGCCUGUAGAUUUGGGCCUAUG
This is a messenger RNA of Penicilliopsis zonata CBS 506.65, 1357 nucleotides long. RefSeq lists its product as hypothetical. The record is from RefSeq and is a predicted model, not a curated record. The coding region runs from base 115 to 1263 and encodes 382 amino acids. Gene Ontology annotation, biological process: lipid metabolic process. Lineage: Eukaryota; Fungi; Ascomycota; Eurotiomycetes; Eurotiales; Aspergillaceae. The transcript has 2 exons.